UCCACUUUUUGCCUACGCUGUACUCGAACGAACAACACGACUACAGCCGAAUUCCCUAUUACUGGCAGAAAAUAAAUAUGCAUCCGGGGUGCCGAAACCUGCAAAUCUCCAUUAGGCAACCCAGAUGACGUCAUUCGUUUCCCAUUACCCUGCCAUAAUCAGACAACCUAUUAACUUAAGAAACCUUGCUGAGGGGCGGAUCGGAUCAUUUUUUCGGGAGUUGUUCUUAUUAUCUGCUGUCAAGUGUCAAUUGUCAAUUUAUUUUAUUAUUUUUAUUUAAUUUUUUAUUUCAUCAGGCAUCAGGCAGGCGCAGGUGGUUGUCACGUUGGUAGUUUUAGUCAAGUGAAAGUUAUUUCGAAUAAUUUUGCAGGUCUAAUUCAUCAUGGUGCGUACCAAGCAAACUGCUCGUAAAUCAACGGGAGCAAAAGCUGCCCAAAAACAACCCGCUAAGAAAGCGGAUAAAAAUGAGAAAUUCACCGUAGGAGGCGUGAAAAAAUUCCGCACAUUCCGUCCCGAUGUUGGCGCUCUUAGAGAACUACGGCCCUACCAAAACUCCAGAGAGUUUCUCAUCCGUAAGCUGCCUUUUCAACGCUUCGUGCGAGAAGUCGCACAAGAUUUGAAGAAAGUUAUUUGUUUCCAGGCUGCUGCUAUUGGCGCAUUGCAGGAAGCGAGUGAAUCCUAUUUGGUUGGAUUAUUCGAGGACGCAAACUUAUGCGCCAAGCAUGCCAGAAGGAUAACAAUCAAGCCUAAAGAUAUAAAGUUGGCCCAUCGCAUCAGAGGCCAAAGAGAAAGAGAUUAAUUAUUAUUGUUCAGUUUUUUUUUUUUGAAAUUUUGAGUGUUUAUGUAGUUUAAGUUUACAUAGUUAAUGUUGAUAUUACGUUUUGUGUUAAAAUUUAGUCGUAUUGUCGUAUCUAAUAGUUAUUUAAAAAAAAAAAAGAUAUAGCAAAUAUCCUCUCAAAGUAGGUAGUUAAAACAGCAUUUCUCCAAUGGCUCUAGGUACCUAUAUUCAGUUUAAUGAUUAGGACUUGAGGUUAUGUCCAAUUCUGUUAAAUAAAGA
Molecule: messenger RNA, 1057 nt
Organism: Ceutorhynchus assimilis (cabbage seed weevil)
Lineage: Eukaryota; Metazoa; Arthropoda; Insecta; Coleoptera; Curculionidae
Source: the annotation of a GenBank genome assembly